AUGGCCAACAUAGUGGAUGCAGUCCACGUCAGCAGUGGCGCUGUCCUGGAGCUGCACAACAUCACGGUGACCAACUCGGCGUCCAUAUUUGGCGCGAGGAUCAGCGACCACACGCGCUUCGUGGUGCCCUUCCUGCCCCUCUGGCCCUCCAUCACCUUUGAGCCUGGCGCCACGAUCGUGGCGGAUUCCACGCUGGAGUACACAUGGUCAAGUCUGCCCGGGGAGGGCUGCGACAGCUUUAGGCGUGAUGUGGCGGCCAGCCUGCGCCCCUUUGGGCUGGACCCGUUCCUGUCGCAGCACCCGCACCUGCAGAUGGUGCGACUGCGAGGCAGCCACCUGUAUCGCCAGCCUGUCCUCGACAUCCGCACCAACUCAUCAGCGGGAUACCUUAUGCUGAAUGAGACGGACACGAGGUGCCUGUGCAUCCCCUAUCCGGCUGGCGGCUGGGACGCUGACUCGGACAAUGACACAGCGGGUGACAUCAUCGCGCCGUCACACGCAGCCGCCAUCAUGGCCUCUACCACCAGCCAAGGCGGCGGCUCAGGCCAGGGAAGCAGCGGUGCAAGUCCCCUGGCACUAGACAGCCGCUUUAUUGCCCUCAUCAUCGCCUUGGUGAUGGCUGCAGCACUGUCCCUUGUCCUGGCCGGCUUCCUCAUCGUGCAGCGCCACAGAGACAAGCUCAGAAGGGUGCAGGACCAGAAGGAGGACGGGUCCCUAGAGGACGAUGGGCCAGUUGUACCGCGGAGCCCCUUUGAGGAUAUGAAAGUGUCCCUCAUCGACGGCGCUCGCGCAAAGAGCAAUAGCCGGCUGUUCGCGACACUCAGGAGCAGCAACGAGCCGCAGAGCAAGGAGCUGCUGACCACGUGGGAGAACCCGGAGGACAGUAGGAGGGGCCUGCUUGCGACGCCAGGGCACCACAGGAGGUGGGGCUCGGCGGACAGCGAGGCCUCCUUCACGAUUCAGCUAUCGUCGGUGUCCUCGCAGCGCACCAGCGUGGACCACAGCUUGGCCGGCUCGCCGCUGCGCCGCGCGCAGUCGCUCUGCGUCACCGACCUGCAGCGGGCGCCGAGCAGCCGGGCCGGCAGCAUCCUCCUCCCGAGCGCGCGCAGCGUCGACUCGGGCGCCAGCGACUACACGCUGCCGUCUCUGCCGCCAACGCCCGGCCGCAGCCCGCGCCCGGCCUCCCGGGCCGGCCGGGCCGCGCUGCCGGCCGCGGCCGCGGCGGCAGCUGCCGCCGCGCUCGGCCUGGCGGCCGCCAGGGAGCCGGCGCCGAUCUUGGCGGCUCCCAGCGUGCAGCAGGCGGCCGCGCUGUCACGCGGGGACCUUGUGCGGCUAGCGCGCAGGGCGAGCCUGACGUCUAAGACCAGCAUGGUGAGUCUGCCGUCGCUGGCAAGUACCGCUAGCCUGCCGCCGGCGCACAACAUGGCGCCACAGGCCAGCCUUGCGUUGCGGCACUCGCUGUCGAGCGCGCACAGCUCGGACGCCGGAUCCGCGGCCGCGAGCGCGCACCUGCCCGGCUUUGAGGAAGAGGACGAAGAGGAGCGCGCAGCCGCCGGCAGCACGCAGGCGCCUGAGGCGGUGCACAAGGAGCCCGAAGGCUCCUCCGCAGAUGUCGUCCCGGCCGUGCGGCAAGCGGCGAGUGAAGCAGCCAGCUGCAGCAAAGCUGCUGCCCCAGCCACAGCAGCAGAGGCUGCCCCUCGCAGAACUGCAGCACACACCCUGACUGGGUCCCACUUGUCAAAGACCCGCCCAAUGCCAUCCCCUUUCAGCAUGCCUGAGGCGAUGCGCAAGCGCAGCAGCAGAAACUCCAUCGAAUUUACCGGCCUGCGCAUCGGCAAGCUCAUCGGCACAGGGUCCUUUGGGAGGGUCUACAAAGGUUCCUGGCGCGAGAGCACUGUGGCCAUCAAGGCGAUAACACACAACGCCACGCUGUCGCGCAAGGUCGACACUCUGCGCGAGUCACUCGUCGGCAUCUCCAUCCAGCACCCAAACGUGAUGACAACGUACAAGGUGCUGACCACGAUCAAAGCCAACGCUCUGGUGGACGAUGCGCCGCAGCGGCGGGCCGAUGCAAUGCGCGCCAACGGCUACAGCGUUGCGCAACUUGGGCCCGGUUCCGCGCAGACGCCCGCCGAAGAAGAGCUGCUGGAAACCUGGCUCCUGCUCGAGUACUGCGACGGGGGACCUCUGGACCGAGCCAUUGCCAACAAGCGCUUCUCCAGCAACAUGGCCGCCAUAUACCUGUCCCUCAUGGACAUCACUGCCGGCAUGAUCUACCUCCACUCCCUCGGCAUUGUCCACAGUGACCUGAAGGGUGCCAACGUGCUGCUGAAGAGCGCGCCGCGGUCGGCCGCGGACCCGCGAGGUUACGUGUGCAAGCUGGCCGACUUUGGGCUGUCGCGCGUGCUCGGCGCCAACCGCACCCACGUCUCCACCAACUCACACGGCACGGUGUCGCACCAGGCGAUGGAGGUGUUGCAUGAUGGGCGCAUAACGCGGUCGAGCGACGUCUACAGCUUUGCUAUGAUCAUGCUCGAGAUGAUCACAGGCGUCCCCGUCUACGAGGGCUUCUCCGCCUCCCAGAUUUUGUACCAGGUGUUCAAUGGCGCGCGGCCGCACAUGCCGGAGGGCCUCCCGGCAGGCUACAAGCAGCUGAUCGAGGACUGCUGGCACACCGAGCACAGCUGCCGUCCAACCUUUGUCACCGUGCACGAGCGCCUCCGCAGCCUCUACCAAGAAAUCUGCUUCAACACAGCAGCGCGCUCCUGA
This is a messenger RNA of Coccomyxa subellipsoidea C-169, 2769 nucleotides long. RefSeq names its product kinase-like protein. NCBI's taxonomy places the organism in Eukaryota, Viridiplantae, Chlorophyta, Trebouxiophyceae, Coccomyxaceae. Gene Ontology annotation, molecular function: ATP binding; protein kinase activity. The coding region runs from base 1 to 2769 and encodes 922 amino acids. The record is from RefSeq and is a predicted model, not a curated record. The transcript is spliced from 15 exons. Gene Ontology annotation, biological process: protein phosphorylation.